Molecule: messenger RNA, 756 nt
Organism: Aspergillus caelatus
Lineage: Eukaryota; Fungi; Ascomycota; Eurotiomycetes; Eurotiales; Aspergillaceae
Exons: 2
Coding region: 1-756 (251 amino acids)
Source: RefSeq, a predicted model, not a curated record
AUGAAGUACCGAGAAUACGCCCUAGCCUCGAACACGGCAGGCCCCGCGGAGACUUUAUUCUUCUACAAUGCAUACCUGAUCGAGUUCAAAACCGUGAGCAACCCUAAACAGCGAAAGCUUGCCAAGGGGUGCGUAGGGGCACAAAGCCCUACUCCCUGCACUUACAAAAACUUCGUGAAGCACAUUCUCUACCGCGGCGAGAAACUCCAAGUCGAAGACGUAAAAUUUCGGGACACCCUCGAUAAUGCCGGUACUGCUGGAAUUACAGAGACUUCUAAACGAUUGAGAGAGCGCGGUUUCAAAUGCGUGUACGAUCUUUCUCGUCUUGUGGAGGGUGCAGGGAAGGCGACCCCUUUUUCGAAAGUGUUCGAAGCCGUUGAAGAGCAGAUCAAAGAAAAACUCUCCUUAUCUAGCGUCGAGAGUGAAAGGAACAACAUGAAGACUGCGUUGAAGCUUAUCAAACAAAAUCGGGUCGCAGAUAACAUGAAAUACUUCAUUAAGGAACUCGAAACGCGGAUGGGAAUCGAAUUCGUCAAGAGCCCACGGACCACGGAUGAUGGACGCGCAUGGCAAGUAUAUGAAACCAAAGAAACAGCAUCAAAGUAUCCAAUUCACGAUAACCUUUCAAAGGAGGCACAGGAUAUUGUGAAAAAACUGCGAGACGGAAAGAUUGUGGUCAAGGAUUGGUCCUUUCUAUCGCAUCAGGCCGUGAUUGUGAAAGUUAAAGAUCUCCAGAAGCUCGUCAAUAAGUGCUGA